Gymnogyps californianus (California condor) is the source of this 2857-nucleotide messenger RNA. RefSeq names its product cyclin J like (gene CCNJL). Bases 102 to 1298 code for a protein of 398 amino acids. Lineage: Eukaryota; Metazoa; Chordata; Aves; Accipitriformes; Cathartidae. Gene Ontology annotation, molecular function: cyclin-dependent protein serine/threonine kinase regulator activity. Gene Ontology annotation, biological process: mitotic cell cycle phase transition; regulation of cyclin-dependent protein serine/threonine kinase activity. The record is from RefSeq and is a predicted model, not a curated record. The transcript has 6 exons. Gene Ontology annotation, cellular component: nucleus; cytoplasm; cyclin-dependent protein kinase holoenzyme complex.
CGGCCCCGCAGGGCUGCGCGGCGGACGGGGGCGACCCGCGGAGGGGGCGUUUUGCAGCGCCUUAAAGAGCGGCCCCGUCUCUCCUCCAGACCUUUGUCUGGAUGGGAAGAAAAAGGAUGGAGGAGCAGUGGUGGAAAGGGGAGCUGGCAGCAGACAUCCAUCAGACCUUGAGGACGAAGGAACUUAAGUUGCCUAUGUAUAAGGCUCAUUCACCACAGAUUGGGAUGCGCCGAUACUUCAUUGAUCUCUUGACUGUCCUCAGCAACCGUUGCAAUCUCUGCCCUACGGCCCGGCAUCUUGCUGUCUAUUUAUUGGACCUCUUUAUGGAUCGCUAUGAUAUCACUGUCAAGCAACUGCACAUCAUUUCGUUUGCCUGUCUUCUCCUAGCAAGUAAAUUUGAAGAAAAAGAAGAUAAAGUUCCAAAGUUGGAGCACUUAAAUAACCUGGCAUAUGCGUGCAAUGUGAAUGUGGUAUUGAACAAGAAAGAUUUGCUUAGAAUGGAAAUGCUGCUUUUGGAAAACUUCAACUGGAACCUCUGUCUACCAACACCAGCACACUACAUUGACUACUACCUCUAUGUGUCCAUUGGUGAGAAUGACCUUCACAAUGGCUGGCCGAUCACCUCACUGACCAAAAUCAAAGAUUUUCUGGAGAAAUAUGCAUAUUAUUUCCUUGAUUUCUCAGUGCAAGAUCACACUUUCCUCCAUUUUCGUCCAUCUCUGAUUGCUGCAGCUUGCGUGUGCGCCUCGCGUAUCUGUAUGCAGAUUUCUCCUGCCUGGACAACACAGCUUGAAUUGCUAACAUGUUACUCCUGGGAACAUCUUGCCCAAUGCAUUGAAAUGAUGCUCAUAUAUUAUGAGAAUGACAUCAAAGAAGCCAGUAACAUAAAAAAGCAAGUAACAAUUCAACAUCAAGAACAGGAAGCAGUGGGAAAUCUGAGCCAUCAAGCCACUACUCAAGUUCUCUUCCAGCAAUCUAGUUAUCGCCCUUUAACCCAGCAUUCAGCUGUGCUUUCCCAGUUCCAGCUGCCAGUGCAAGAUUUGUGCUCUGCUUAUCGUGACUCCUUACAGGCCCACAGGCUCAGCGGUCUGCUUGCUGGGACUGCUGACAGCUCGCUGCACUCCUACGCAGCUCUUCAGGCCAGCCUUCAGCCAUCUGCCCAGACUCUGCCCGUCCAAACGCCCAUUGCCGUGCAGGUGGCAUUGGGAACAGAGCCCAGACACUGCAUUGCCACAGCUUAUGGCAGUAGUUACUUCAGUGGCCAUCACUCAUAUACAGCUGGGUGUUUUGAUGGAUAAAUAUUGAUGGGAGGAAAAAGGUGAUAUGAAUAGAAGCUGAAGAAGAGACCCUGUGUGUGAUACAAGAUGUGUGUCUGAAUGAAAACCACGAAGGAACAGAAUCCUUAUGACUCGCUUAUUCAGAGGAUGUUGAUCUGGACCCACUGAUCACUGGAACCUGGGUGCCUUUCUACCAAGGGUUGUACCUUUGGCUCUUAAUGAGAGAGAGAAAUAGAAAUUCAUUAAUGUGCCUCACUCAGUGUCACUUUGAGAGGCAUCCGUGUAGAAACCCUGUGGAGAUUACUUCCUUCUAGUCUUCAGUUGAUGACUUGUCAGAGUUGGCUGAAAGCUUGUGUUGAAGAGUUAUUUCAGGCUGGAGUGAGCGUUUGUUGAAUUUCUGGCCAAGUAGCAAUGUACCUAGAGGAUGUUGUUGGAAACCAUGGAGUGCUCUCCUCCUCUCCCAGUGACGUGUUGCUUGAACAGUGGCAGCUUAUACUACUGGAAGCUUCUACUAAAAUAUACUGAAAUGGGUAUCAGUUAAAUGUGAACUUUGUUUAUGCAGAAAUCUAUGUGUAGAACACUUUCUGUUUUCUUUGAGCAGGAGUGAUGGUUCAGGAGUAAGACUUCAGAAUAAAAGGAAAAAAAGAAAAAUGGGCCAGAAGACUAUCAAAUAAUUUUUGACUUAAAAUUCUCUUGGAAUCUAAACAUAGUGCUGCUGAACAGAACAUCACUCUGCCUUCAAGUAUUUUAGAAACAAAAACAAACACAAACCCUUAAAUUAUCUCUUAGAUCUUUAACAUGCUGCUGCUUUUGAGACUGGAGAUUAUUGUUUAGUAAAAUUGUUCAUGAGCUUUAUCAGGGAUUUAAUGUUACUUGAAGAAAUCCUCUUGGAAAAACUCUUGAAAGGUUCACUGCCUUCAGUUAUUUCAUCUUUUGGGCUCAAUGACUUGUGGCAGUAGUUCAGGCUCAGGACAGAGGAACUGGUGUUAAUGGGGGCAAAGACAGGGAACUGUUUAACUUUACUGUGAAAUUAGAGUUUGAUUGCAGUGCUAGACAAUGCUGACUUAGUUUUUUAAAUACCAUCUUAGCAUUCCCUUGGAAAAUGUAGCUGGUAAAUUUAAGAUCCUGUUGCUUCUUUGCAAUGAGACACAUACUUACUGUCACAUAUCCAAAGGUUUCUUUCUCAGCUGAAACCAGGGAUGAUUGUUCAAAAAGCUGUAUAGGCUUUUUUUUAUGUUAAUGUAGAUAUUUAUAAGAAAUGAACUUCCGCAAAUGUGAAACUUUAGUUUUGAUAUAUGCAACCACUAUUGUAAAUUUGUUUGAAGGCAGCACUCUUGGUUUGUCUUUUCUUUGAAGGUUCUCAGGACAGCAAUACAAGUAAUGUGCAAUAUGCUUUUACUGACUUGGGGCAAUUUUUUCAAGUCACGUGUCACAGUGCUGUUUUAAAUUAUAUUUUUAGAGAAUCAUUUUAAGGGUGUUUUAGGGUGGAGGGGAAAAACUAGCCUGCAUGCUAAUGUGUGCUUGUGUAACUGUCUUCCAAGAAUGCAACUUUUGGUAUCAAGUUAAUUUCUUCCAUUCAG